This is a messenger RNA of Pimephales promelas (fathead minnow), 3578 nucleotides long. RefSeq names its product sphingosine-1-phosphate phosphatase 1b (gene sgpp1b). Lineage: Eukaryota; Metazoa; Chordata; Actinopteri; Cypriniformes; Leuciscidae. Gene Ontology annotation, molecular function: sphingosine-1-phosphate phosphatase activity. The record is from RefSeq and is a predicted model, not a curated record. Gene Ontology annotation, cellular component: endoplasmic reticulum membrane. Gene Ontology annotation, biological process: sphingosine metabolic process.
AUCCACCCGUAUUUCUAUUGAUCGCACGGAUCUGUCAGUAACCGGAUACGGCGUGGGGUCAGUACAAAGUAGUUUUUUUUUCGUAUUAAUUUCCUCUUCAUGUGUGCAUGAAUAUUUUUUAUCAGUUGUUACAAGUCUAUUUGUCUCGGUUAGAUCGGGGUUUUGUUAUUAUAAGUACGGGAAUGGAGAAAAUGGUUUAAUAACCCACACCCACAGCACGGUUCACUCUCGGUAGCUGAGCUUGGAUCCAGCUUAUCCCUGUCGUACCAGGUGGCUUCAACUUGCGCAGUCUGUCGCUAACCAUGGCAGGGGAUUUGAAAGUGCGAUUCGUGCAGCUAAUGCACUAUUUGCAGGACCCUCUGCACGUCGCGCGUUUCCAACAGCUAUGCGGGGUGCGCGAAACCGACACACGUGACAAACUAAGUAACGGGGUGACAGGCACGCGCCACGGGGAUGUUGAUAACAGAAGCGGGGAUGCCACCCGCCGUAGACCAGCAGGAGCAGAGACCGACGGGGAGAAACGCAAUAACGGCGUGUCGAACGGAGCUGCGGGAGAAACCGGGCGGCCACGGGAUAAGGACGAGGACGACGCUCAAGGAUCCUCGGUAAAGCCGUUACGCAGAAACUCUCUCACUGGAGACGCCGGACAGGAGUUCAUCAUCGAGAAUAAGUUUCUCUUCUACCUGUUCACGUUCGGUACCGAGCUUGGAAACGAACUGUUCUACAUCUCAUUCUUCCCGUUCUUCAUAUGGAACAUAGACGCUUAUGUGAGCCGCCGGCUCGUCGUGGUCUGGGUGUGGGUCAUGUAUCUCGGCCAGUGCACGAAAGAUGUGAUCCGGUGGCCGAGACCUGCCUCGCCCCCGGUGGUAAAGGUGGAGAUGUUCUACAACUCGGAGUACAGCAUGCCCUCUACUCAUGCCAUGUCCGGGACCGCCAUACCCUUGUGCCUGUUCUUGCUGACCUACGGUCGAUGGGAGUAUCCUCUGCUGCUGGGUGUCUCCCUGGCCUUCAGCUGGUGUUUCCUGGUGUGUUUGAGCCGCAUUUACAUGGGCAUGCACUCCAUACUGGACAUCAUUGCCGGUUUCCUGUACAGUUUGCUGAUCGUAGUGGUCUUCAGUCCUGCUCUGGAGAUCAUCGACACCUUCAACCGCACCCAUCGCUACGCCCCGCUAAUCAUCAUCUCUCUUCACGUGGGUCUGGGUCUCUUCUCCUUCACCUUGGACACCUGGAGCACAUCACGCGGCGACACCGCCCAAAUCCUGGGCUCUGGUGCAGGUAUCGCCUUGGCAUCCCACAUCAACUACCAUUUGGGCCUGUUGCCAGACCCAACUGCAUCGAUGUUACCUCUACAGCCCCCAUCCAUCACCCUCAGCCUGAUCGCUCUCUGUCUACUCCGCUUCGUCCUGGGCGUCCUCAUUCUCCUGGCGACCAGAGCCGUAAUGAAGGCUCUCACCAUCCCGCUCGUCUGCUGGCUCUUUGGGAUUCCCAGUGGCGACGUUCGGAAGGCCAGGCAGCACAUGGAGGUGGAAUUGCCAUAUCGUUAUAUCGUCUAUGGAACUGUGGGCUUAAAUGCACAUUUCCUUGUGCCUUUCCUAUUUAUACAAAUGGGUCUGUUGUGAUUGGGUAAAAUAACCAUCCAUCAUUUCGGCCAAUAAGAGCCUAGUCGGACUGCAGAGGCCUUUCCCUUCAAAUCAAUGAUUGGAUGGAACUAAAGCCUGUAACACUGUGCUGCACCUUCCAAAUGUUCCUCAGAUAUGUUUUCCAUCAUUUAUACUGUAGUUUUAGCAAAUUUUCUAUUCCAAAAAAACCAAGUGUUUGUUGAUUUUAGAGAUCAUGGCCCUUUUCUAAGCAGUUGCAUGUAAAGUACAGUAGCAUGUCUAUUCUCAUCUAGAAUCUGAUUGUAAACAUUUCUACUCUAUAGGGUUUGUUAUAUUUUCUCAAGCAAUACAGCAGUUCUGCUUCUUAUCAUAAACUUAGGAUGACAUUGACUUUUGAUGAGGUUUGUUCACGCCACAGUGGGACGACUCAAACUCUUGCAUCAAGAGUUGACUGAAAUCUUUCUUGCGAAUGCGCGACUCAUGCAAAUCUCUGUGAUGGAUCGCCUGAAGCUGAUGUCAGCUUUUAUUUCUUGUUUGCAAUAUAAAAUCUGAAAAAUCACACCCAAACAUGAUGAUUAGCGGUUGGGUGCAGCGUUGGUUUUUGUUGUACUUUUGUUGCAGUUUAGUUUCGAAUCGAAAGCAGGUUGGACUAUUUCUCUGAAGACUUUUAUAAUGAUAGAUGCCUUAAUGGGCUUGUUCACACAAAAAUUACAAAUUCUGUCGUCAUUGACUUUCCCUCAUGGAGCACAGAAGAAGGAAUUGAGAAAUGUCUGUGUUUUUGUGUAUAUAAUGGAAUUCAAAGGGCUCUAAUGUUAUUUAGUUUCCAAUGUUCCUCAAAAUAUUAUAUAAACAAAAUCAUACAAGUGUAAAUAAUUAAUGAUCGAAUUUUCAUUUUUGGGUGAACAAUCCUUUGAACUGACCACUUAAGAACCAGUUUCUCUCUAGGCAUUAAAAGUUGAUGCACUAGUGAUUUACUCUGAAAAAUGUUAAAUAUUAAAUCAGUUUAACAUUUAUAUUCUUAGAUUGAAUACAUGUCUGGCUCUUAAUAAGAAUUAUUCUUGAUCUUUUUAUAUCUCGUAUAGUUUUAUUCCCUUUUUUUUCUUCUUCUUUUUUUGCACUGAAAAUCAGCGAUGCUUUCCCUAGCAUUUAGCUGUGUUUUCAGUCAGGUUGAAAUGCAAGGAAAUGUCAGGUUUGCUACUAAACCUGUGAAUAAUUCAAACUGCCUUCUAGUCAAGGUAGUUUAAUGUGUAGUUAAGGUGAAUUUGUGGUACUGAUUUAAAUGCACUGUUCCCAGAUUGCACUGCUCUGCUGCCUGCUGUUGUCGCUAGGAUAAUAGGUCAGGCUUGUGUGACACUGCUGUGUUUUAUUCUUCCUGUGGCCUUUUGUGUCUUUGUUCAAGUGCAAGUUCGUUCCUUUUUCUACUGAAAGAGAAGGUGGCUUCCCAAAUCCUCACUUCUGUAAACAGGAUUGUUUUGGAUUCUCUGAAUAAUGAGAAAACCCACCCACACCCAAGUGAUUCCACCAAGUGCGGCCGGAGAGCAAUGUUGACCUUUGACUCUUCACCUAGAACAAUGUAGAUCUCAAUCAUUCGAAGGGUGGAGGUUAUAUUUCAGAGACAAAGGACGGAGGUUGGGUUUAGGCCAGAAUAUGAGAAGGUGGUCAUUGAGGAGCAUUGCUUUCUAGACCAAUUGUUCUAGUUUCGACUCUUUCUGAGUGAUUUUUUCUGAUGAAGUCUUUGUGUUUGUGGAUUGAAGUAGUUCGACUGUAGCAUUUCUCUCUCUCAGGCCUAUGUAAUGUGUUUAUCACCAAAUAUAAAUACUUUCUGUAAAUCCAUAAGGGGGGUAAUUUUUCCAGUAUCAAAACAUUGGUUUGAAUAUCAUUCACAAAUCUCUAUGCAUCCUCUUUCUUGUUAGUUUAUUUAAUGUUUUGUAAUAAUUUUUAAUAUAAUUUGAUAGAGAUUCAUAUGGAAGCUUGUUUCCG